GAGAUCCAGUUGAUAGGGUUCUUCUGUAGCUUCAAGCCCGGAACAUUUCACUGAGCAAGGGUAAAAAUGAAAAGGGUGGCCAGAGUGCGAGAAGAUCGGAUCAGCGCAUUACCAAAAGCCGUCAUUUGUCACAUACUCUCCUUCCUUCCGACAUUAGACUCCGUGAGGACUACUCUUUUGUCUAAGAGUUGGAACAACAUGUGGGCUUCUGUCACUAGUCUAGACUUCGACGAUGACAGAGAUGAUGUUAGAUAUUUUUUCAGGUUUGUUAACUGUGUACUUAUGUUUCGUGACUCAUCAAACAUCCAAAAAUUCCAACUUAAGAUUAGUGGCGAAUUGCCCGGAAUUGAUGUGGAUUGUGUUGAAGAUUGGAUUUGCGCUGCAGUGAGACGCAAUGUGGUAAAGUUUCAUUUAAAAUUGUACUAUAGGAUCCCUCGUAGUGUUUUUACAUGCAAAACAGUGAGGACUCUGAGACUUGAAGUUGGUGGUAGUCCCAUUCAUUGGGAUUAUCCUUCUGUGUGUUUCCCAAAUCUCAAGUUUCUUCAUGUAACAAUGGAACGUCCUGAGUACGAAGUACCGGAACUGGUUUUCUCUUCUUGCCCUGUUGUUGAAGAUAUGAUCAUUGAUGGGUCGGCCAAUAACGACAACUAUGAUUUCAAUAUCUGUGCACCUGAACUGAAAUCAUUAUCGGUAUGUUUGGCAGAUCCUAGUGAUCAAUAUGAGAACAACUUUCAGGUUAAUGCUCCAAAACUUGAAAAGCUUGUGCUUGAGAGCGAUUUCUUGUCAAAUUAUAAUUUGGAGACUGUGAAAUCCCUAGUCAGUGCUAGUAUCACCUUCGAUGCCAUUUCUGCUUAUGAAUUUGAAUCCUUUCCAACUCGUGCAACUGCCCUCCUGGCUGGGAUCUCCAAUGUCAAAUGUCUGUCUCUUUCAACUCAUUCCUUUGAAGUUUCAUAUCUACCUGCUUUUAAUAAUUUGCAAAAAUUGGAUCUGCUUCUUCAUAAAUGCAAGUAUUGGGAGUUGCUCGCAGAGCUUCUCUACAGGGCACCGAAUUUGGAAGAUAUGGUUCUGGAAGAUGUAUCUGGACAAGCAGUCCCCAGUUUCAGAUAUGCUGUACAGUCUGAAGUUGUGUCUGUCUUGAACUCUCGGCCUCAAACCUCCCUGUUUUUUGGUAAUUUGAACCAAUUGAGGCUGGUUCUCCGUGAUCGUAAUAGCUGGGAGUUUGUAACAGAGCUGCUUCACAAAACACCAAAUCUGGAAGAUCUAGAUCUUGUGUUGGAAGAUGGAACCGAAGGCGAGAAAGAUGAUCCAGAACUACAAUGGACUCCACCUGAGCUUGUGCCCGACUGUUUGUCAUCAAACCUCAAGAGAAUCUCCAUAAGAGGAUUCAAGGGUCUACAAGUUGAAAGUCUGCGCCGCGACUCCUUCCUCACCACCUCUUAGGACGACACCGUCAAGCUCUAGACCAUCAACUGCCCACCUCCGUUCGGACCUUUAAGGAGCACGUCGAUCUACUACGUCUACUCUGCCGUCUGGAACCCUCGCCACGCCGACGUCUUCGCCUCCACCUCCGGCGGCUGCACCGCACGCGUCUGGGACGUGAAUGAGCAAUCCACCAUGAUCAUCCCGGCGCACAAGUUCGAGAUCCUCUCCUGCCACUGGAACAAGUACGACGACUACGUCAUUGCCACCGCCUCCGUUGACAAGUCCAUCAAGGUAUGGGACGUCCGGUCCAUCCGAGCACCGAUCUCGAUGCUCAAAGGCCACGGCUACGCCGUCAGGAAAGUCAAAUUUUCGCCGCACCGACAGAGCUUGAUGAUGUCGUGCUCGUACGACAUGUCGGUUUUCUUCAUAGAUUUGGUGAAACUGUUGCAUGAAUCCAAGUACUGA
Messenger RNA from Fragaria vesca subsp. vesca, 1887 nucleotides. RefSeq names its product F-box/LRR-repeat protein At3g59200-like. The record is from RefSeq and is a predicted model, not a curated record. Gene Ontology annotation, molecular function: protein binding. Lineage: Eukaryota; Viridiplantae; Streptophyta; Magnoliopsida; Rosales; Rosaceae.